This is a messenger RNA of Paraglomus occultum, 151 nucleotides long. The record is from the annotation of a GenBank genome assembly. NCBI's taxonomy places the organism in Eukaryota, Fungi, Glomeromycota, Glomeromycetes, Paraglomerales, Paraglomeraceae.
CGUAUCCUCUUCGUCUUCAUCAUUGAGACUCAAUUCUGUAUUGAUGGACCAGCUAAAGACCACUCUUCGUCAAUUCGAUCUGUCCGAUCCCGACGGGGAGGUGGGGUUAACGGGAGUUUCCUACAAACCGACAAAUAUAAUAGCAAUGUAA